Molecule: messenger RNA, 600 nt
Organism: Nerophis lumbriciformis (worm pipefish)
Lineage: Eukaryota; Metazoa; Chordata; Actinopteri; Syngnathiformes; Syngnathidae
Product: dual specificity protein phosphatase 13A-like
Biological process (GO): protein dephosphorylation; negative regulation of MAPK cascade
Cellular component (GO): cytoplasm
Molecular function (GO): protein tyrosine/serine/threonine phosphatase activity; MAP kinase phosphatase activity
Source: RefSeq, a predicted model, not a curated record
AUGAGUGGUGUGUUAGCUGCAAAGUGUCAAACUGAAGACUCCAGGAAGGAAAGGGACGACGAGACGGAAAGGAACCAGAUGACAAGAAAGGGGACACCCUCUCUGGAGGAGCUGAUUGAGCUUUUACAUGCAGCUCCACGCUCCUGUCGCCAUGGAGAUGAGGUCUGGCCUAACCUAUAUCUGGGAGACAUGUGUAUGUCUCAUGACAAAUUCGGAUUAUGGACGUUGGGCAUCACCCAUGUGCUCAAUGCAUCACAUGGCAAACUGUGCUGCAAAGGCAGCGAUGACUUCUACGGAACCACGGUGAAAUACUACGGUGUGCCAGCCAAUGACCUGCCCACCUUCGACAUUUCACCUUUCUUCCACCCCGCUGCUGACUUCAUUGGCCUCGCCCUCACAUCAGGAGGAAGGGUGCUGGUGCACUGUGCUGUAGGUGUGAGUCGCUCAGCCACUUUGGUCCUAGCCUACCUGAUGAUUCACCAUCACCUCAGUCUUAGGUCCGCUAUACAACAUGUGCUACAGAACCGCUGGAUCUUUCCAAACAGAGGCUUCCUAAGGCAGCUUAUGACGCUUGAAAAAUCCUUGCAGAGCAAAAGAUGA